Molecule: messenger RNA, 619 nt
Organism: Daktulosphaira vitifoliae (grape phylloxera)
Lineage: Eukaryota; Metazoa; Arthropoda; Insecta; Hemiptera; Phylloxeridae
Gene: sosie
Exons: 4
Coding region: 43-531 (162 amino acids)
Source: RefSeq, a predicted model, not a curated record
UAAUUUUUUAGUCAUUCCUCCAAAAUUCGCGCAGUAAGCAAGAUGACCACUAAUACGGUAAUUUUUUUAGUAACAAUUGUUUUAAUAGAAGUGUUCUCUGAAACUAUGAGUGAACAUCAUUAUUUAAAUAAGAGAGCAUUAAUGACCGCAAAUAGUAAAUAUACAUUUAGAAAAUUAGAGUGUAGAAAUGAUAAUGAUUGCACUAGAGUUUCAAAAACUUCCUGUGGAGAAGAUCCUUCAGAUCAUCGUAAACGAUGCCUGUGCGCCGAUCAAACACAUCCAAUAAAUAAUAAUUGCAUAAUAAAACCACAAGGUAUAGGAGAACCAUGUGAGCUUGAUGUACACUGUAUUCGGCUAGCUAGUUGUCAAAAGAAUGAAAGUGUGCCAGAGACUAAAAUUUGUCAGUGCAGGGAUGAGUAUGCAGAAGAAGAUGGUACUUGUAGCAGUGGUGACAAUGCUACAACAUCGGUAUACUUUACUUUAAUAUUUUUAGCUUUGUUGUACAAUAACUACCAUGGAAUAGGAUAUUAAGUUUUUUAAACAAUCAAAACCAAUAGCAAUAGAAAUAAUAAUGAAUAACUGUAUUAAAAAAUAAUUAUACAUUUUUCUUGUAAAGAAU